Molecule: messenger RNA, 2679 nt
Organism: Aspergillus oryzae RIB40
Lineage: Eukaryota; Fungi; Ascomycota; Eurotiomycetes; Eurotiales; Aspergillaceae
Product: ankyrin repeat domain-containing protein
Exons: 2
Coding region: 1-2679 (892 amino acids)
Molecular function (GO): protein binding
Source: RefSeq, a predicted model, not a curated record
AUGGCUCCUACCCCGGAGGAUGCCGUCUUUGCAAUUUCGGCCCAGGCAACUCAGCUGGGCAAUCGCAUCUCUGUUCGGAUGCUCGACUACCUAAGUACGGUUCACGACAUCCCAGAGGGCUUCGGAGAUCUCUCAAGAGUCUUUCUCGAUACAUGUCGCUCCUUGUGGACAAUCGAAGCUGGCCUCAGUGAGUCAACAACAGCGAAUCGGCCGCUGCCCAGAAUAAUUGUUCAGGAGGUGGAGAAGAAGUUCAUCGAGGCGUACCGGGACUUUCAGCACCUGGACCGAGUCGUGACCAAACUGAUCCAGUAUGAACACCGUGGCGCACUGGGAAAGUUACAAAAGGGAUGGAAUCGACCAAGCCACGAGCUGGGCAAGAUCCGGGAAUCGCUCAAGAAAACCAUGGAGGCUUUACAGAUCAGUGUCCUGGCUUUCCACUGGUCCCUUGGCGAUGCUAAGCCGGAAGAAUCAGUGGGAGUCGGAUACGCAGGGCUCGCUGCAGCACUCGAUCGGAUGGCGAAGGGGCGAUCGGUGACUGGAAUCAACAAGGCGAAGACACUAGAACGCGGGAUCGCCGAAAUGAAGCAAUCGUCGCAGGCUGUAAAAACAGCGCCCGCUGGUCCUCCUCCCUCGAGGCCUGUUCCACCAGUGCCACCGAAGCCAUCGUCUAGCCAGGACGAUGUCAGCAGAGAUCCCGGCUGCAGUCGGGGUGGAACACUAGUCGAGCCAAUGCCAGAAACCCUAUCGUCCGUCCUAUCACUGGAUUCCCUCUCACUGUCGAGCUCUCACCACGGCAGGGAUCUAGAGUUAUCACAGAUCAGGACUCGCAAUACAACCAGCAAAGGAGAAGACCGCCCCCACCUCCAGAGCUCUUCGGCCUCAACUUUAGCUCAGGAUAUGGAUACAAAUCCUAGUUCUGUCCUCCCAAGUAAAGCAUCAUACCGGAAACAUGAUCUCCCUAGCAUGCCACAACGGACACCGAGUAAUACCAGCGCUGCAAAUGUUGGUCAUCUUAAGAAUGCUUUGGCAUCUGCCGUCAGGGCGAGAAACCAUCAAUUGAUGGAGCAGCUCCUGGAUAGUGGCGUAUCACCGGAUAUGGGAGAGAAUACACAUCCACUGAAUGAAGCAAUCCUGCACCGUGACAUUGAAGGAAUGCGUCUUCUUCUGCUCUUUGGAGCCAACCCGAACGCACCAGAUAAAGAAGGAAAGUCGCCACUCUUCUCUGCUGUAGAAGGAUCAUUCAUGGAUGGUGCGACCUUGCUGUUAAAAUACCGUGCAGACCCAAGUCUCAUGACCGGAACUGAGCUCGAGUCUCCACUUGGCUUGUGCAUCACGAGCCUGAAGACGGGUCUCGUCCAUGUCCUACUUGCCCAUGGAGCAGAUCCCAAUCAUGAGAUGAGGAAUGGCAGCACAGUGCUAAUUGAAGCUAUCCGGAAGAAAGCUCCUCAACGGCUUGUCGAUCUGAUCUUGGAUGCCGGCGCGGAUCCUAACCUGAAGAGCAGGGAAGGAAAGUCGGCGUUAUUUGAAGCAGUCCAAGCCGACCAGGUGACGAUAGUGACAACCCUCUUAGAUCAUGGAGCGAAUCCAAACCUCCCUGGACCGGAACAUGUGCUUUGGUCAGCCAUCUAUCGGCCGGCAUGUUUGCGAAUCCUGAUGGCCCGUGGCGCCGAUGUCCGAAAGACCCCGGGUAUUAUGGAACAGGCAACAAGCAUCAACAACAUUGAUUCGGUGCGAAUCCUACUACAAGCUGGCGUUGACCCCAACUCUAAAAAGGAUGGAAUUUAUACGCCGUUAUGCUCCGCGAUCCGUGACAAUCGGGGGGAUAUCUUUGCGCUUUUGCUGGCCAACGGCGCGAACCCCAAUGUCAUGGCCUCCGAGUACCCGGCGUGGAAGUGUGUUACUCACUUCCGGACACACCUUCUGCCCGAUCUCGUUGAUGCCGGCGCAGACCUCCACCAGCCACCGGGCAUCGUCGAAAUGGCUGUGCAAGCCAACAACGCAGAGGCGGUGCAGUGGUUAUUGGAGCACGGCGGGGCGAACCCGAACGAUCGCAAUGCCCAAGGACACACAGCACUGACGACGGCGAUUCGCGAUAACCGCGUCGACCUAAUGGCUCUCCUGCUCGCCCAUGGGGCAGAUCCCAACCAGCGUGGCCAAGACUGGCCCGUGUGUAUGGCGGUCCGGUCUCCGAUACUCCUGCAACAGCUCCUUCCCGCCGUGACAGAUCUGUCGGCGCACAAAGGAGUCAUGGAGAUGGCCGUGUUGGCGAAUCAGUUAGAGAGUAUCAAGUUGCUGCUAGCUGCGGGGGCCAGCGUCGAGUACAAGAAUGGCGGCGUUUUCUCUCCGUUAACGACAGCGCUUCGCGAGCAUCACGAAGACAUUGUGCGGUUUCUGCUGGAUGAAGCCGGUGCAGAUCCCAAUGCGCCCGGCGAGCAUCUUCCCAUUGUCAAGGCGGUCCGUAGAUGCAACAAUGGGGACUUCAAGAUGAUUGAGUUGCUGCUCGAGAAGGGCGCAGAUCCGAACAAGACCUAUCGGGAGUGGAAUGCGAUAAUGCAGGCCAUCGAGAAUAGAGACAUGAAGCUUCUUCGUCUUCUGGUAGAAAAGGGCGGAGGUGUCGAUCUUGAAAAGGAAGAUGAGACUGUCAACGUCGGAAGAUUCAUUCCUGAAACCUGCCAAUGA